Molecule: messenger RNA, 852 nt
Organism: Lizanozyma spartinae
Lineage: Eukaryota; Fungi; Ascomycota; Pichiomycetes; Serinales; Debaryomycetaceae
Gene: CRC1
Product: carnitine:acyl carnitine antiporter
Exons: 1
Coding region: 1-852 (283 amino acids)
Biological process (GO): mitochondrial transport; carnitine transmembrane transport
Cellular component (GO): mitochondrial envelope
Molecular function (GO): O-acyl-L-carnitine transmembrane transporter activity
Source: RefSeq, a predicted model, not a curated record
AUGGAAGAAGUUGAUAGUGUUUUGGUGGACAAUGUUAAGUCCUUUGCUGCUGGUGGCUUCGGUGGUAUAUGUGCUGUAUUAACAGGCCAUCCGUUUGACUUGGUUAAGGUUAGAUUACAAACAGGUCUAUACAAGUCUUCAGCUGAAUGUAUCAAGCAAACUUUGGUUAAGGAUGGUCCAUUAGGGUUCUAUCGUGGUGUGAUGCCUCCAUUGGUGGGUGUGACACCUAUGUUUGCUGUUUCCUUCUGGGGUUAUGACGUUGGUAAGCGUCUUGUUGGUUCUUAUACUGGUAAGCAAGCGCUGGAAUUCACGAUCCGUGAUAUUUCAACAGCUGGUUUCAUUUCUGCCGUUCCAACUACUUUGGUUGCUGCACCAUUUGAAAGAGUUAAGGUUAUGAUGCAAGUCGAAUCAGGUAAGAAACUGUCUAUGGCUUCUACCAUCAAAAAUAUCUACAAGGAAGGAGGCCUCAGAUCAGUUUUCAAAGGUUCUGUUGCAACUUUGUGUAGAGAUGGACCUGGUUCUGCCAUUUAUUUUGCAACUUAUGAAUACGUAAAGGCUGCGUUACUGGCUCCUGGUGAAGAUUUGAGUUUGUUGGCUAUUUCUACCGCUGGUGGUUUAGCUGGUGUUUCCAUGUGGUUAGCAGUUUUCCCCAUUGAUACGAUUAAAUCCACUCAACAAUCUUCCAAUGUUCCCGUCUCAAUUGGCCAAGUUACAAAGAAGAUUUAUGCUAAGGGAGGUAUUAAAGGAUUCUUCCCUGGUGUUGGACCUGCUUUAGCCAGAUCUUUCCCUGCAAAUGCUGCAACUUUCUUGGGUGUUGAAUUGUUCAGAAACUUUGCUGACAAGUACGUGUAA